Neltuma alba is the source of this 3491-nucleotide messenger RNA. RefSeq lists its product as uncharacterized. Gene Ontology annotation, molecular function: acyltransferase activity, transferring groups other than amino-acyl groups; RNA polymerase II transcription regulatory region sequence-specific DNA binding; histone binding. The transcript is spliced from 18 exons. The record is from RefSeq and is a predicted model, not a curated record. Lineage: Eukaryota; Viridiplantae; Streptophyta; Magnoliopsida; Fabales; Fabaceae. Gene Ontology annotation, cellular component: nucleus. Gene Ontology annotation, biological process: positive regulation of transcription by RNA polymerase II. Bases 256 to 3177 code for a protein of 973 amino acids.
AAACCGACCUAUUCCCCAAGUCGUGUCUCCAGCCCAAAUCUCUCUAAUCUUCCAACCUCUUCCGCAAACCCUACCCUUUUUUUUGGGACCCCGUUCUCACUCGCAGACUCCGAAGAAAAAUUCUAUUUCUUUUCUUUCAAUUCGUGCCUUUCCCUUUCAAUCUGAGGCGUAUGCGAUUUAUUUCCGGGAUCUGGGUUUUAAUUCCUAUUCCUCUUCAAUCGUGGUUCCUGUGAUUCAAUCAACCCGUGCGGGGCUAUGGCGAACGGUAAGGAUUCCGACGAGUUCCUGGUGUUAUCGAGGGUCCGGACGGGGCUGAAGAGGGAGUUCGCAUUCGCUAUGAAGGCUCAAUCCGAGAUCUGUGGAUCUCUUGGACGGACCCGUGCCAGCAAAAACAAGAAUGGGGUUCAAGAUAGUCCCAGCAACAAGAGGUCCAAGAAAUCUGGUUCGUCUAGGGCUAAGAGAGAUGAACAGAAUGGUGCGAAGCCGGUGCCGGAGGAUGUUGUUGAACCCAUUGUGUUGGAAGAUGUCAAGGGAAAGGAGGUAAAGGCUGUAGAGGAUAUGGAGGAUGUCAUGAGCGAGGAGGAGGCAAAAAGCGAUGUGGUGGAUCUAUCGGGUGACGACGAACCCAAGAACCUGGUGGGUGAGCCGACGGGCAAGAGGGAACCCAUGGGUGAGGCUUCAGUGCCCAUCUGUGAUGAAGAGCCCAAGGGCGAUGAUGUAGAAACCGUAAGCGACGAUGAGCCGAAAAGUACUCCAGUGUCAGAACCACUGAAGGAAGUAACAAUGGAUGAUAUAGUGCAACCCAUUUGUCAACCCGAGCCCAAGGAACAUCAAACGAAUGAAGACGAUUUACAGAAGUCUUUAACGACUGAGAACUUAAGCGGGGGAGAGUCAUGUUCUCCAGAAGAAAAGGAGGUCAUUGUGACUGCUCCUGUUACGCUUAAUGAUGACAAUAGGGUGAAGGCAAUGAUAGGGGGGCCAACGAGGCGGUUUACGCGGUCGGCUCUGAGACAACAGCAAGAUGAUUCGAAGCUCUACAAUGAUGGGAAAGAAGCUUGUGAUAGAGCCAUUAGAUUUGGUGAUGUUAAGAUGGAAAGUGAGGAUGCUUCAUUAAUCACUACGCCAACUCAAACAAAAAUGUCGAAGAAUAGUGCCUCGAAGAAGUUCCCGACGAAGCUAAAGGACCUACUAGCUACGGGGAUCCUUGAAGGACUACCAGUAAAAUAUGUUCGGGGAGUGAAGGCACGAAGGCCUGGAGAUACAGGGCUCCGAGGAGAGAUUAGAGGCUCAGGGAUUUUGUGCUAUUGCGAAGUUUGUAACGGGGUUGAGGUUGUAACACCCACGGUGUUUGAGCUGCAUGCUGGUAGUGCAAACAAACGCCCCCCUGAGUACAUAUACCUUGAGAAUGGGAAUACGCUCCGUGAUGUCAUGAAUACAUGUUCGAGCGUUGCAAGGGAUGUUUUGGAGGAAUCAGUGCAGAAAAUCCUUGGGGGCUUCAGCUUUAAGAAAUCUGCAACCUGUUUGAAGUGCAGAGCGGCCAUAUCUCAAGAUGGCAAGGGAUGCUCAAGACUCCUUUGCGAUAGAUGCGUGGUCCUAAAGGAGCCUCAACCUAGCCCUAUUCAAGUAACUGAGGCUAGCAAUUCCUGUUCUUCACCUGCGGUUACUCUCAGAUAUUCCAACUAUCCCAGGUCUCCAGAACCGGUUGCUGUUCCUUCGACGUUAAACAGUGGGAUGAAGCACACAGCUUCUCGAGGCAAGAGUCAGGGAAGAAUAACUAGGAAGGAUUUGCGGUUGCACAAAUUGGUUUUUGAGGAAGAUGUGUUGCCAGAUGGGACUGAAGUUGCCUACUAUGCUCGUGGACAGAAACUGUUGGUGGGCUACAAAAAGGGGUUUGGAAUUGUUUGUAGUUGCUGUGACUCUGAGGUAAGCCCCUCACAAUUUGAAGCUCAUGCUGGCUGGGCAUCGCGACGCAAGCCUUAUCUGCACAUAUACACAUCCAAUGGAGUCUCUCUCCACGAAUUGUCCCUUUCUCUAUCAAAAGGCCGGAGGUUUUCCACCAAUGAAAAUGAUGACCUCUGCAGCAUCUGCUCAGAUGGAGGGAGUCUUCUGUGUUGUGACGGAUGCCCAAGGGCUUUUCACAUAGACUGUGUUCCUCUGCCAUACAUUCCGACUGGCACUUGGUAUUGUAAAUAUUGCCAGAACCUGUUCCAGAAGGACAGAUAUGUGGAGCAUAACAUGAAUGCAUUGGCAGCAGGAAGGAUUGCGGGGGUUGAUCCUUUAGAACAGAUAAACCAAAGAUGCAUUCGCAUUGUCAAAACUGUAGAGGUUGACCAUGGUGGAUGUGCAUUAUGCAGAAGCCAUGAUUUCAGCAAAAACUUUGGUCCUCGAACAGUGAUUAUAUGUGAUCAGUGUGAAAGGGAAUAUCAUGUAGGCUGUUUGAAGGAGCAUAACAUGCAGAACUUAGAGGAAUUGCCUGAAGGAAAUUGGUUCUGCUGCACUGAUUGCAGUCGGAUUCAUUCUGCUCUGCUUAAUCUGGUCUCUUGUGGGGCAGAGAAUCUUCCGGAUUCUCUAUUAAGUAUGAUACAAAAGAAGCAUGAAGAAAAGGGCCUGGAAAAUGGGGAUGGUCUAGAUAUAAAAUGGAGAAUCUUAAACUGGAAACUGGCUGCUUCUGAUGAAACUAGGCAACUGCUUUCGAAGGCUGUUGCAAUUUUCCAUGAGCGGUUUGAUCCAAUAGUUGAUUCGACUUCAGGCCGUGAUUUCAUUCCAACAAUGCUCUAUGGGAGGAACAUCAGGGGUCAGGAUUUUGGUGGGAUGUAUUGUGCAGUGCUAACAGUGAAUAAAGUGGUUGUUUCUGCUGGCAUAUUUCGUAUAUUUGGGGCAGAGGUGGCAGAGCUUCCCUUAGUGGCAACAAUUGCAGAUUGCCAAGGACAGGGUUACUUCCAGUCUUUGUUUUCGUGCAUUGAAAGGCUGCUGGGAUCUUUGAAUGUGAAACAGUUCGUCCUACCAGCUGCUGAAGAAGCGGAAUCUAUAUGGACGAGUAAAUUCGGUUUUACGAAGCUAGAACAAGAUGAGGUAAACAUUUACAAGAGAUAUUAUCACAUGAUGAUAUUUCAAGGGACCUCAGUGCUGAGGAAGUCAGUUCCGGCACCACCCGAAUUGUGUGCCAAUGCGGUGUAAAUGAGGAAAAUUUUGUGGGGGGCUUUCGAGCACUGUCCUUUUCAUCUUUUUGUUUUUUACCCGGGUGCUUAACGCAUUUCAUUUUACUGCAUGUACAGGGGGGGAUUUAUCUUUUUUCGGUGUACAGAUGAAACAGGCAAAUACACCUCUAGCUGUAAUGAUAUUUUUUGUAGCACAGAAAUGGAGGAGGAUAGAAUUGGGAGAUAGAGGAAGCUAGGACAACGCAACUUCAAAUUAAAAUGGAAAAAAGUCGUUUAAAGUUUUCUAUGGCUGUUUUCUUUUUUAUUUGAAUAGAAUGAUGUGUAUUUAAGGUA